Messenger RNA from Mus caroli (Ryukyu mouse), 4440 nucleotides. RefSeq names its product protein phosphatase 4 regulatory subunit 4 (gene Ppp4r4). NCBI's taxonomy places the organism in Eukaryota, Metazoa, Chordata, Mammalia, Rodentia, Muridae. Gene Ontology annotation, cellular component: cytosol; protein serine/threonine phosphatase complex. Gene Ontology annotation, molecular function: protein phosphatase regulator activity; protein binding. The record is from RefSeq and is a predicted model, not a curated record.
CCCGCCGCGCUCGUGUUCUCGUCGCCUGCGGCCUCUGGCUCUGCUUCCCGGCGGCCGAGAGCGGGACCAGAGAGUCCUUCUGGUGGGCGGCGCGGGGCUGCGCGCGUCCGGCAUCCCGGGGCCGCUCGGGCGGGCCGGCGAGGGAGCCCCUCGGCGGUCCAUGCAUCCGCCGCCGCCCGACGCCGGCGUCGCGAUGGAUUUCGGGCAGAACAGCCUGUUUGGCUACAUGGAAGACCUGCAGGAGCUCACCAUCAUCGAGAGGCCGGUCCGCCGGAGCCUCAAGACACCAGAAGAAAUAGAAAGACUGACUGUUGAUGAAGACCUCAGUGAUAUUGACAGGGCUGUUUAUCUGCUCAGUGCUGGUCAAGAUGUCCAAGGAGCAAGUGUGAUUGCAAACCUUCCAUUUUUGAUGCGACAGAAUCCUACUGAGACACUUCGGAGAGUCUUACCCAAAGUCAGAGAAGUCCUGCAUGUCGCAAGCGUGGAGAUGCAGCUAACGGCUGCAGUGUCCUUUCUGACCAUCCUUCAGGAAGAAUCAAUGUCAGUCCACACCUGUGCACACUCCUUCCUGCAAGUCAUUCUCCUGCACCUGGAGCACAGGGACACAGGUGUCAGCAAUGCAUGGCUGGAGACACUUCUCUCCGCAGUAGAAUUAUUGCCAAAAGAAACCCUGAGGCAUGAGAUUCUCAAUCCACUUGUUUCCAAGGCACAGCUUUCCCAAACUGUCCAGUCACGUUUAGUUAGCUGUAAAAUUUUAGGAAAAAUAACCAACAAAUUUGAUGCCCAUAGCAUUAAAAGAGAAAUACUUCCCCUGGUAAAAUCACUCUGUCAAGAUGUGGAAUAUGAAGUUCGAUCUUGUAUGUGUCGCCAGUUAGAAAACAUAGCUCAGGGCAUUGGGACAGAACUGACAAAGAAUGUGGUGCUUCCCGAACUAAUAGAACUCUCUAGGGACGAGAGUGGCAGUGUGCGGCUUGCUGCUUUUGAAACCUUGGUUAACAUGCUUGACAUGUUCGAUACAGAUGACAGAAGUCAAACUAUACUUCCCUUAGUGAAAUCGUUCUGUGAAAAGUCUUUCAAAGCAGAUGAAUCCAUUCUGAUUUCUUUAUCGUUUCAUUUAGGAAAGCUAUGCCAUGGACUCUAUGGAAUUUUCACUCCAGAUCAGCACUUGAGAUUUUUGGAGUUUUAUAAGAAACUUUGUACACUGGGUUUGCAACAAGAAAAUGGCCACAAUGAAAGCCAGAUUCCAUCCCAAAUCGUAGAGCAGGAGAAGAAAUAUACUUCAGUACGAAAGAACUGUGCUUACAACUUUCCGGCCAUGAUUGUUUUUGUUGAUCCUAAAAACUUCCACAUGGAACUCUAUUCUACAUUCUUCUGCCUUUGUCAUGACCCUGAAGUACCAGUCAGAUACACUAUUGCUAUUUGCUUUUAUGAAGUAUCUAAACUUCUGAAUUCUGGAGUACAUUUAAUUCACAAAGAGCUGAUAACAUUGUUACAAGAUGAGUCACUGGAGGUUCUAGAUGCUCUUAUAAAUCACCUUCCAGAAAUCUUGGAACUUAUGUCUACUGGUGGAGAAAACAGUGUUCAAGAAAAUAAGUUUUCCUCAGUGCCAGACUUGAUUCCAGCACUCACAGCUGCUGAGCAGCGAGCUGCAGCCUCCCUGAAGUGGAGGACCCACGAGAAGCUGCUGCAGAAGUACACCUGCCUGCCUCAUAUCAUAUCGAGUGACCAGAUUUACUACCGUUUCUUACAAAGAAUGUUCACCAUCAUGAUGACAAAUAAUGUCUUACCUGUCCAAAGAGCAGCUGCACGAACUCUAUGCAUUUUUCUACGAUAUAAUCGUAAACAAGAGCAGAGGCACGAAGUCAUUCAAAAAUUAAUUGAACAGUUGGGCCAAGGAAAAAGUUAUUGGAAUAGACUUCGCUUUUUGGAUACCUGUGAAUUUAUCAUAGAGAUAUUUUCCAGAUCAUUUUUCUGCAAAUAUUUCUUUCUACCUGUUAUUGAACUAACCCAUGACCCAGUGGCAAAUGUGAGAAUGAAACUUUGCUACCUGCUGCCCAAGGUGAAGUCUGCGCUGAAGAUUCCGGCAGACAUGCAUCUCCUCCAGCAAUUAGAAAUGUGUGUGAGAAAGCUCCUGUGUCAAGAAAAAGAUAAAGACGUCCUGGCUAUUGUGAAGAAAACGGUAUUAGAGUUGGACAGAAUGGAGAUGUCUAUGGAUAUGUUCCAGAAAAAAAAUUAUGAGAAAGAUUUGUUGGAUCAAGAGAAAGAAAGAGAAGAACUGCUGUUUUUGGAAAUGGAACAGCUGGAGAAGGAGAAGCAUCAGAGUGACGGGAGGCUGGCCAGUGACAAAAGCUUUGAGAAGAAACGCAGAGACUCCAGGACAUCAACUCAGAGCCUGUCCAAGAACUUGCCCAUUUCUGUUCCUGGGCCCUCCUCUAGCACUGCAUCAACAAGCAAAGAAAUCAAGAAAUCCAAAUUGACUCGAAGCCAAUCUUUUAAUAAUCAAGCUUUUCAUGCAAAAUAUGGCACCUUAGACAAGUGUGCUAGUAAAAGUUCCACCUUAGCACACACGUCUUCUGUCUCAGGGCUGGUGAGGACUGCCAUGCUGUCACUAACUGAUGACUCAUUCCGAACUCGCAAUGCCAGUAGUGUUCCAGCUUCCUUUUCUCCUAACCCUGUCGUGCCCAGCACUUCCCGUGGGCCAGGUAACACAGCCGAUCCAAAGAGUGGUGGAAGUAAAGAUGCACAGCCCCGGAAGGCUACCUUAAAAUCCAGAAAAUCCAAUCCUUAAGUCAACUGCUUGGUGAAGGAGACAAGCAGUCAGCAGAGAUUCUGAUGGUGGAAAAGCUACAGCGACAGACGACCAGGAUUGUUAAAGUGUGGAAGGGAGGAAGGAACAUCGUGCAGCUGAUGUGAAACUUGCCCUAUUUGGAAUUAGAUUUCCCUAGGAGGUAUGACAUGCGAUUUACUGUAGGCUCUGAAUCCCAGGGCUCCAGUGCAGUGUAAUGAGCUCCAACUUGGUGUGUACUGCCUGCUGGACUGAAGAGACAUGCCUGUCUUUAUGUGAGAGGCUGGCUUUUGUUAUACCAAGUUGUAGCAUUUAGACAUCCCAUGGCAGUCUAACUUAGCCUGCUUGUCUAAAUUGACUCCUGGUAACUUGGCUAGGACACAGGAGGAAAGGAAGGCACUGUAUUUCCUAUGAGCUCUCUGCUCAGAGCAGCUGUCUGUGGUCCCGUGGGUCCUGGAUUCUGUGAUGGUAUCAGCACCUGGACGGCCCCAGUCUAGAUUCAGCAAUGAAAAUCUACAAAGAUUCAGGAAAACUUUUAGCUACAAAUACCUUAAAAAUGAUAGAUUGAUGAUUUCCUUAAUUCCUAGAAUUUCUUUUAUAAAUGCUUUGUUUACAUUUUAGAUUGUAUCUGUCCUUAAUGUCAAAUGAUGAAUCCAGUUUGAAUCAGCUGUCAUUCCAAGCUAUCAUGCUCACGCCAUGUCAACAGCACCCAUUUGUACUAAUGCUAAUAAUUCCAUCAAAAUUUGCCUGUGGAACAUAUAUUGUCCUUAACUUUAAGAUGUCAUUUCCUGAGACAGAAUGUAUGAAGCUAUUGUCAGCUUCUCUAUUUCAAAUGCAAUCAGCAUAUAUCUAUAUUGAUAUCAGAAAAUACUUGUUUUUUAAAGAUAUAUUGAUGUAUGAUAAAGAUGAUCUAAUUUGUGAAUGCAUAUGUGUGCGUGGUUACUUUUUAUAAUGUGAAAUGGAUAAUGAGCUUAUUUAAAAUAAAGCAGAGGUUAAUGACAUACCUGUACUUGUGAGAAAAGUUUUAAAUACUUUCCUACAGUUCUUACUCUGUAAAGUCAAGGCAGUUCAUCUUUAAAUAAUGAGUUGGUGGAGCAUAAUGUAUCAACUGUGGAUGACUCAGGGACAGUCGCUUACUGCUUCUUUAUUCUUUGUCAUCCCUUUCCUUCCCCGUGGCCUCCUUGGGGCACUGUUUAGGGACUCAGUACCUUUCAUCAGGGACAGUCAGAAGUGAAAGUCCAGGAGCCCUGAGAAACUUGACUGUCUUGUGUAAGGGAAUUCAAGUAGUUUGAGUAGUUUGAGUCUUCUGCUAGCCUAAGACACAUGGACUUGAAUCUGUUGUGGUAUGCAGAAUUCAUUGUGCAGAAGGGGACAGCAAGGCUGCGCCAGUUUUCCAGGAUUCUGGUUUACCACACCAGCACUGAUUCUGUUUACAUUGGAUACAACAGAGAGUUCCAAUUUGAUUGUUAAGUAAUACACUUAGUACUUAAAAGCUUUUCAUAUUCCUGUUUAUCUAUGUGGGGUAAAGGAAAGUGAUCUGGCAGAGACUAGUCACCACUGCUUAUAAAGUUGGAAGUCAAUUGUUUAGGCAUUAAAUUAUCAAUUAAAACAGUUAUUCAAAAUUACUUUUGUAUUUUUUCACAAGUAUUAAAACC